Theileria annulata is the source of this 1803-nucleotide messenger RNA. Its product is annotated as regulator of chromosome condensation protein, putative. Gene Ontology annotation, cellular component: cytoplasm. The transcript has 2 exons. Gene Ontology annotation, molecular function: guanyl-nucleotide exchange factor activity. The coding region runs from base 1 to 1803 and encodes 600 amino acids. Lineage: Eukaryota; Apicomplexa; Aconoidasida; Piroplasmida; Theileriidae. The record is from RefSeq and is a predicted model, not a curated record.
AUGCCAGAUAAAUGGGUUUGUGACACAUGUCUUGUUCCUAAUGAUAGGAACGAUAAUAACUGCUCCUGUUGCGGUUCAGUAAAAGGUUCAGCAGGGUCCUCAGCCGUUCACCAUAACCUCGAAACCCAAGUUUUUCUGCAACAAAAGGUCGUCAAAUACACCGAUGAUCCCAGAAGAUUAAGGAAAAAUUAUUCACAAAGCGAUCUUAAACACACCGUAGUAUUUGUAGUCGGAUCGUCCGAAAUGGACCAACUUCCAUACUCAUGCUGUGAUAAAUUCAUAAAACCAGAAACAGGCGAGGUUGAAUCGAUGUAUGAAAGUUCGUUGCCAACACCAAUUGUAGAAUUGCCGAAAAUGAGAGUAUUAGAAGUCUCCUGUGGAGCUCUACAUACAGCAUUACUGACCAGCACAGGAUUGGUUUACACGUUCGGGUGCAACGAUAUGGGAGCUUUGGGAAGAUUAACCAACUCAGACCCAUCAUAUGGACCACUAGACUCAGAACCAGCAUUGGUGGACCUAAGGUUUUCAAUCAAAAAGGUAUCCUGUGGAGAUAAUCACACAAUGUUCCUUACCUUCACAGGAAACGUUUACUUCACGGGUGGCUUCAAGGAUAGUGAUGGUCCCAUUGGAAUUGCAGACUACUCAAACUUUGAAACCCUUACACGCUUGGACUAUGUGUCACUGCCCACAAAGGUGCCAUGCGAUGUAGAAGGCUCAACAGUGGUAAUAGAUAUGGCAAGCGGAGAAAAUCACUGUGUUCUAUUAUGCAAUGGAGGACAUAGUAUGUACACAUUCGGAAGUAACGAGUUCAAUCAACUGCUAAUCUGGGACACGUCGCAAAUCCAAAACGCAACAGAUAACGACGUGGAUCUGAGUGUACCAUCAAAUAAGAAGUUGCUGUUGACCUGGCCACAACAUAGAACCUUGGCAGAUGUCCUUUCCAUAUCCAAAAAAACUGAUGUAGAGGAAGAGGAUGAAAAUCUGACAACAACCCUAAGAACAAGAGGGAAGAAGAGAGGAAGAACCAACGAAGAACUAAUUGCACAAGUUUUCACAGGGAACUGUACCACAUUCUUCCAAACCAAAUCAUUGAGAGUAUACGGAGCAGGAAGAAACGCACAAGGCGAAGUUGGAGUAGGAAGUGAGGAAAAUGUAGUGACCAAACCAAAAGAACUGACCUUUUUCAGAGGAGUUGAAUUAACGCAACUAUCGGGAGGCCAAUUCUUUACAAUCGCCUUGGUAAACAAUUAUGUCUUCACUUGGGGAAAAUUCCAUUACUUGGGUAUAUCUGAAAAUUACCACAACCCUAACUAUAUUACGCAUCCGCACGUGAGACCGAAAGAAGAGGAAAGAAAGUUCUACCUAAGCCCAGAACCAGAUUACGAAGAAUACUCAGUAAGUAAGAGAAGGAGGUUAGAAGAAGUAGGAAACGAACUUGAUAAUCUAGAUUUGACAGAAAAAUUGUUGUCACUAGAUUAUGAAAGCAUGUAUAAGAGAGCACUAAAUUUAGGAAAGGCAACAAUGCCAUUGCUUGUGGAGUUCAAAGAACCAAUCAAGGCAGUCUUCAAUGGCUCAGAUAACCUCUUCGCAGCAACUUAUGAUGGAACGCUGUACGCAUGGGGAUCAGCCCAAAACUACACAUUGGGGAACGGAAAGGACUACUUUUUUCAGUAUUCCCCAGAAAUUGUUUCACCAUUUCACUUAAUGCACUGUAAAAUCACAGGUGGCUCAGGAGGAUCACAACACACCGUAAUUUUGGGACUGAAGAAAAGAAGUAUCAGCCAUCCAAGGCCGAGAUACUAG